This is a messenger RNA of Aethina tumida (small hive beetle), 1419 nucleotides long. RefSeq names its product cytoplasmic tRNA 2-thiolation protein 2-B (gene Ctu2). Gene Ontology annotation, cellular component: cytosol. The record is from RefSeq and is a predicted model, not a curated record. Gene Ontology annotation, biological process: tRNA wobble position uridine thiolation. Lineage: Eukaryota; Metazoa; Arthropoda; Insecta; Coleoptera; Nitidulidae. Bases 65 to 1288 code for a protein of 407 amino acids. Gene Ontology annotation, molecular function: tRNA binding; sulfurtransferase activity. The transcript is spliced from 4 exons.
UUUAAACCUAACCUCAAAUAUAAUUGGACGAACGUGUAUUUAAAUUAAAAUAAUUUAUCUAACAAUGUGCAGCGUUGGUGAUGAUCAUUUUGAAACAGAAGAGACAAAAUGUAUGCCUGCAAAGGAGAAAUUAAUAUCACUGGACGCCAAGUGCAAUAAAUGCCGUGAGGAACCACCUGUGGUUUUGCUUAGAAGUAAAGAUGUUUAUUGCAAAUCGUGUUUUUUGGCCGGAACGAAUCAUAAAUUUAAGGCCCUGUUGGGAAAACAUAAACUAAUUCGAGCUGGAGACAGAGUACUGGUGCAUCACAAGCUGGGACAUCCAAGUACAGCUCUUCUUCACUUCCUACGAACUGGUUUGGAUCUGAAUACUCCCAAAAAAUUAAGAUUUGAUGUAACAGUAGUCUACAUUGAAGAUAAUUCUCAAUAUAACUUGGCUUAUAGAAAGGAAAUUUUAAAUAAAGUGCAAAAAGAAUUGAAACUAUUUAAUUUUGAAUUAAGUUAUGUUUCAUUUACACAAUAUGUUACAAAAGGUUGUGUUUUACCCAAUAUUUCAAAACACCAUGAAGAAUUGGAAAUAAAUGAUGAUGAUAGAUCUAAAUUGUAUGAAAUUUUCAACAAAAGCUCUAAUAAAACAGACAAAAAUGACCUGUUACAUUUAUUUAAACGAAACCUCUUAACAGAAAUUGCCAGAAAAUUAAACUGUAAAUUCAUAUUUACUCCUGACAUUUCAAUAGACAUUGCAUCCCAAUUACUAUCAGACAUUUCAUUAGGCAGAGGAUCUCAUGUUCCUAUUGACACAGGCUUUUGUGAUGACAGAAAUGGAGAUGUUAAACUUAUUAGACCACUUAGAUUGUUUGAUAUGAAGGAGUUAGCUUUUUAUAAUCAAUUAAACAAUCUUGUUCCAAUUUCUGUUAAGCAAUCUCAAGUGAAUCCAUACAGUUCUGUACAAGACUUAAUGAAAAAAUUUGUUAGUGAAUUGCAAGUAAAUUAUCCUGCUACAGUAACUACAAUAAUGAAAACUGGAGAUAAAUUGGCUUUAACUUGUGAGAAUAAUCAGAAAUGUAAAUUAUGUCAGGGUCCCAUUGUAGAAAACAAUUCUGACACUUUGACGUCUGAAGAAUCCACAAGUUUCUCUCACUGGGUUUCAACUCGCAAACUCGAUGAUAAUUCGUUGUCCAGAGAGGAAAAGUAUCGGGAGCUAAUUCAAGACUACAACAAGCUUAAAAUAACUGAUUACUGUUAUUCAUGUAACAAACUAAAUAAAGUUUUGCAGACGCACAAAAAAUAAAACAACGAGUCAAAGAAUCAUUUUUUUAUGUAGAUAUUUUCAAAUUAUUUUACAAUAUGGCACUCUUAGCGUUUUUAAUAAAUCUUUCUGUAAAAAUGAAAAACAUCACAUUAAAUUUUUUUUUUUUUUUU